Drosophila serrata is the source of this 1765-nucleotide messenger RNA. Its product is annotated as putative polypeptide N-acetylgalactosaminyltransferase 13. Gene Ontology annotation, cellular component: Golgi apparatus. The record is from RefSeq and is a predicted model, not a curated record. Gene Ontology annotation, biological process: protein O-linked glycosylation. Gene Ontology annotation, molecular function: polypeptide N-acetylgalactosaminyltransferase activity. Lineage: Eukaryota; Metazoa; Arthropoda; Insecta; Diptera; Drosophilidae.
AGUUGCUCCACAUUUGUGUCAUGUUCGGUGGCAGGUCUUACCCUCUACCACGCUGUUGGAGUUUUUAUAUUUUCAUCUGUGUCAUCUGCCAGUUUUUCUUCUAUCUGGUGAUUCUGCGAAACAGGAUUCAUGCAGAAAAACCUAGAAGCGAAUGGUUACCUCAUGAAAAUAACAGUGACUGGAGGAGAUUUAUAUCUCGUGGACCAAAACGAUCUGAGGAAUAUUACCAAUACAAUCUUCAGCUGAGCAAUACUCUUGAAGCAAUCAGGGAUGUGCCCAGAACAAGGCAUGCAAGCUGUGAUAGCCAUACCUACAGCCUGCCGCCCUCUCGGCAAGCCCAAGUAAGUGUGGUGAUCAGCUUCCACAAUGAGGCACGUUCUAUGCUGCUGCGCACCAUAAUAUCCCUGCUGCGCCGCACUCCCACAGACUAUCUGCACGAGAUUAUCCUUGUGGAUGAUGCCAGCCAGGACAAAACCCUCUUCGAGGACCUACGGCCUGGGUUGGGCUCACAAGGUCGCCCGUGGUUCUUCUUCCUGACCAACCAAAGACGCAAGGGUCUGAUUUGGUCUCGAAAUAUGGGUGCCAUCCAGGCGAGUGGCGACUACGUACUCUUCCUGGACAGCCACUGCGAGGUGAACGAGGGCUGGCUGGAACCGCUGCUGGAAAGGCUGGCCCUAAAACCCAAUCUGGCGGUCAGUCCCGUGCUGGACCUCAUUGACCCCGUCACUUUGGGCUACAAGAAGGGCAACGAGUUGCUUAAGGGUGGAUUUGAUUGGUCCCUGCACUUCCACUGGCUGAAGCGCGAUCUGGCAAACCAAGAGCUGCCCGAGCAUCCCUUCAAGAGUCCCGUCUCCUCUGGCGGCGUACUGAUGAUGUCACGCAAGUGGUUCCUUAAGCUCGGCAGCUUCAACUCGAAUCUGAAGAUCUGGGGCGGUGAGUCCAUCGAGCUGGCCAUUAAAUUGUGGCUUUGCGGCGGACAAAUUGAGAUCGUGCCCUGCAGUCGAAUCGGACACAUUUUUCGCCGACACCAUGCCUUUGACUUUCCGCCACACUCCCACGAACAGCAGCAGCAACACCACCAGCAGGAGGAGGAGCAGGAGCUGGAACUGAGUCCCGCCCAGGCAACCUAUCUGCACAACUCAAAAAUCAUAGCCGAGUCCUGGCUGGACGACUACAAAAAUAUGUUCUACGCAUUGAAGCCGGCGGCCAGGCGAAUUCCAUUGAAUCACACCUUCCACCAGCUGCAUCAGUUGAGGACGGAACUCCAGUGUCAUCGCUUCGAUUGGUAUCUGCGGCAUGUCAGUCCCGAACUAAGUUUGAUGCUUUAUGAGUUUGCUGCAACUGGAACGUUAAGGAACGAGGAUCGGUGUCUGCAUCACCCCGGGGUAAAGGACUCCCGCCAGCAAUUGAUCCUGGUGAACUGCUAUCGCGAUGACAUCACCCAGUGGAGCUUGUUUCGCAGCACCGGACAGCUGAGCACACAGCGGGAGUUCUGUCUGGGCGUGGAUUUGCACCAAGAGGUCACUCUGAAGCCCUGCCUGCGGAUGAACAAUACUGCCAGCAUGUCCCAGCAAUGGCACCGCAUGGACACUCACCUGGUUCACAACGAGACGCACCUGUGCCUCGAAAAUCCAGUCCAGGAUCGCCUCGUGCUGGCCCCUUGUCGCUGGCAUGCAGUGUCGCAGUCAUUUCAAUUUUCAUUGGAAAUGGAGAGGCAAACAUAAAGUCGGCUAAUGAUGCCGGUUUGACGUUCGAUGAAACCCAA